ACCAGGAACUUCAUUGCUACUUCUCCUCAGACUUUCCCCGUCCCCUAGUCAGGCAUCAUACCUUUUACUCACUUCUCACCUCUCCACUAGUCAAGAAUCAAAACUGCACUAGUCAAGCAUCACACUUCUCAGACUUCACAUCUCCCCAUGUCUAUUAUCCCCCUCCUUCUCAAUUCUCACCCCUCCCUUGGUCAGGUAUCAAUCCUGGACAUGUUAAAUGUCACCCCUCCUUCUCACCUCUCCCCUGGUCAAAUAUCAACCAUGCACUAGUGAAACGUCACCCUUCAACGUAUUUCUUUCACACUCAAUGAGUUACAAGUGACCUAAACGACAGGCUACUCUGGCUGCAUUCACACCUAAUUCUGAUCUUUUGUCAAAACAGAUGAUUUGACGGGCCCAAAGACGAAAGAUUGGAUUAGAACUGGGCUGCCUGUGUUAAUGCAACCUUUUGGAAAAUGAGGUUCAACAGAUCCAGUUUGAGCCUCCAGAGUUUGAGAUGGACCAGCAGGUUAUGGUGCCUGGUCAGGCCGAACAUGGACUGCUUCUGCGGAGCCAGCUGGAGAGGAUGUGGAGGGCUAGGGAGCUGACUGACGUGGUUCUUCUGGCCGACGGCAUUCCCUUCCCCUGCCACCGGGUGGUGCUAUCCGCCUUCAGCCCUUACUUCCACGCCAUGUUUACCUGUGGUCUGAAAGAGACCCGUGGAGGGGAGGUGCCUCUCAGGGACACGCCUGCCCAGAGCCUUAAGCUGAUCUUGGGGUACAUGUACUGCUCCUAUCUGCCUCUCACCCACGAAAACAUCCAGGGUGUGGCCGCUGCUGCCUUCCUGCUGCACAUAGACGGGGCAUUCAGAUUGUGCCAGAGCUACAUGGUGGAAAGCAUGGACACUUCCAACUGUGUAGGACUGUACCACUGGGCCAGAAAUCUUGGGGCCACUGACCUGGCAGACCUUGCCCUGAGAUACCUGUGUCGUCACUUCACCCAGGUGUGUCAGGAGGAGGAGCUGUUGGAACUGGAUGCCCAGAGUCUGGGGUGUUUACUGGGGUCAGAUGACCUGAACGUGACCCAGGAGGAGUGUGUUCUGGAGCUGGUGCUGCGCUGGAUAGAAAGGCGCAGGGGAGACGAGCAGAGUGAGGCCCAGGCCAUCGAGCUCCUCAGACGGGUACGACUGGAGCUGAUUGACCCCAACUUCCUCCGGAAAGCCAGGAGGAGAAACCCGGUGUUGCUCCGGGAUGCCGAAUGCUUCGGGAUGAUCGAUACGGCUCUCCAGACUUCCUGUCCCUCGGUGGCAGCUGCCACCCAUCGCCCCACCCUGCGCUAUGGGAUGGCAACCACAAACUUGCUCCUCUGCCUUGGGGGUAGUGACGAGGGGGGUCUCCCAGCCCGCCGGGGGGGUCUGGCUGACCUCAGCUUCUGUUUCGCCCCCCAGGACAGAAAGUCGUACUACAUCCCCUCUCCUGUCAAGGGGGUGGGAUUGAUCACGGCGGGGGCAGUCACACAGGACAACAACAUAGUUGCUGCUGUAGAGGAGGAGGACGACAACAGGACCAAGAAACUGGCGAUAUACAGAUAUGACCAGUCAUGUGGGAGGUGGGAGGAGCUGUGUUGGGUGGGUUACAGGGACAUGUAUGCCAUGGGGGCGCUAGGCGAUGCCAUCUACCUGCUGGGGGGCCAGAUGAAGGUUAGGAACCAUUAUGUCAUCACCAGCAGCGUUGAGAGGUGGUCAAUGAAAAGGGGCGGGUCCUGGCUAAGCUUCGCCCCUCUGCCUCUCCCGGUGGCAUGUCAUUGCACGAUCAGCCUCAGAGACCGCCUCUACGUGCUGGGGGGAUGGACGCCACAGACGGACCAUCCAGACGAUGAGCCAGACCGCUUGAGUAGCCGUGUGUUCCAGUUUGACCCAGGAAAAGACAGGUGGAUGGAGUGUGAGAACAUGAGGUACUCCCGCUAUCGAUGUGGGGUCGCUGCACUCAAUGGAGAGAUCUACAUUCUAGGAGGAAUAGGAUGUGAGGGGCAGGACCGUGGCCAAUCACGUCGUUGUUUGAGCUCAGUGGAGAUCUAUAACCCAGAAGAAGACACCUGGAGGUCCGGGCCUACCCUCCCAACUCCCCUCCUCUCUCUCCGAAGCAACGCCUCUAACACUGGGGAGGUGGACGGCAAGCUGUAUCUCUGUGGCUAUUAUAAGGGGGCAGGUCGCCAUGAGGUUAUUACCAAAGAGAUCUUAGAGCUGGAUCCCAAGGACAACGUGUGGACAGUGGUGGAGCGGCGAGCCGCCAUGCAUGACAGCUAUGACGUCUGUCUGGUGGCCAACUUUAACCCGCGUGACCUUUCAACCCCCAACUCUGACCCCUGAUGGAUAAAGGACAAAACGCAACUGUUCUGAUCACUGUCGGAAAGUGGCAUAGGGCCUAGGAUCAUCCAGCAGUUUAAGCCACUGCCUCAGGUGCAUAUGUACCAGUGCACAUGUACUCCAGUAUGGGAUGGAAUUUAACCUAUGCAGCAAUGUGGGUUCUGUUCCGUCCCACUGCAAACUCCUAGAUCUGUCCCCUUUCUCCUCACGACACAUAGAGUACUAUGAGGAAGUCUUAGGCCAGAUGAGAAAAUUGUUCAAAGUCAUUCAUUUGAGCAGUUAUUGUAUAUUUGUUUGGAAUAACACUAAUUAGCAUUGAACAAAAAAAAAAACGUUAU
This is a messenger RNA of Esox lucius (northern pike), 2682 nucleotides long. RefSeq names its product kelch repeat and BTB domain-containing protein 12. Gene Ontology annotation, molecular function: protein binding. The record is from RefSeq and is a predicted model, not a curated record. NCBI's taxonomy places the organism in Eukaryota, Metazoa, Chordata, Actinopteri, Esociformes, Esocidae. The coding region runs from base 497 to 2347 and encodes 616 amino acids. The transcript has 10 exons.